AUGGGCAUCUAUAAGUUCUUGAACCUCCAGAUGAUCCACUGGUGCUUCCAGCUGAUGGGCAACCACAUCUCCUGCGUCCAGCUCCAGCCCGAGCCCUCUCCUCCCCCGCCCUCCGCUGCAGCUGACGACGAUGCCGGCACCGUCAAGCUCAUCCACUCCGAUGGCCUCGUCGAGACCUACCAUCGGCCGGUCCGGGCCUCCGAGCUCAUGGCGCAGUUCCCCAAGCACCUCGUCUGCCGCUCCGACUCGUUCUACAUCGGCCAGAAGAUCCCGGCCCUGUCCGAGCACGACCUCCUCCAGCUCGGCCACAAGUACUUCCUCUUGCCGCAGCAGUUCUUUCAGUCCGUCCUCACCUUCGUCACCAUCGCCUCCUUCGUCGCGUCGCAAAAGGCGCAGGGUCCGAGCCCGGUCCCGGUCCCGCAGGACCUCAAUAGCUGCCGGAGCGCGUUCCUGAGGAAAGCUGCGGGGUGCCAGCCCUUCGACAUCCAGAGGACGCCCUCCGGGUGCCUCCGGAUACGCGUGUCCGACGAGUUCAUAUCGCAGCUGAUGGAGCAAGGAAGGCGAGUCGAAAAGGAAGCAAGUCGCGAUAGCGGCGGGGACGGCGAGCAGAAACCCAUCAGUAGACUGUGCACGACGCCCCAGCUGGAGAGGGAUUACUCGCAGCUGGUGGUGUUGUCGAGGCGGUGGGAGCCGAAGCUCGAGAUGAUAAGGGAGAGCGACAAGAGCAGGUCUUCCUCUUCCUUCGGGAUGAAGAGGAGGAAGAAACCGCCAUCGCCUCCAUCCACAGUCUCCGCGCCGAAUCACAAGAUCCAGAAAUCGUCGGAGAGUCACGUACACGCGGCGGCGGCGGCGGCGACGGCAGCCUCGACGAAACCUUCUUACAGAGCUAAGAUCAAAAUUAGAUCGAGAAAAUGA
Messenger RNA from Eucalyptus grandis, 915 nucleotides. RefSeq lists its product as uncharacterized. The transcript has a single exon. The record is from RefSeq and is a predicted model, not a curated record. The coding region runs from base 1 to 915 and encodes 304 amino acids. Lineage: Eukaryota; Viridiplantae; Streptophyta; Magnoliopsida; Myrtales; Myrtaceae.